AUGUCCCUAAAUAACUCUUCCGUCCCUAAAUGGGUUCUUGAUUUACAAUCUCCCCCGGCGUCCAAAUCGAAAUCCGGCAGCAUCCCCGAUCCACCCGGUUACCCAUCGCAAUCCAGCGCAUUAUCAAAGAAACAAGCUUCCAAAGAAGCCAAGGUUCAACCCCGAAAGCAGCCGACACCCGAAGAAAUGGACACGUUGAAGUUGAAGAAGGCCUGGGAGGUAGCCCUCGCACCUGUCAAGAACUUGCCUAUGACUGCCAUCAUGAUGUAUAUGUCAGGCAACUCGCUACAAAUAUUCAGCAUUAUGAUGGUCUUCAUGGCUUUCAAGAAUCCUAUAAUGGGCAUUAUCGCGACAAAUCAAGCGUUCGAGAGGUUCGAGAGUGAGACCAACAAAGGGAAGAUAAUACAGGCAAAGUUGGCCUAUGUGGCCAUGCAGAUCGUAGCAUUGGGGGUUGGAUUAUGGAAAAUAAAUGCUAUGGGCCUAUUACCAACCACAAGAUCGGACUGGCUUGCUUGGGAAGCCCAGCGAGAGCCAUUGGAACUUGCAGUCACUGCUUUAUAA
Molecule: messenger RNA, 561 nt
Organism: Hypoxylon fragiforme
Lineage: Eukaryota; Fungi; Ascomycota; Sordariomycetes; Xylariales; Hypoxylaceae
Exons: 3
Coding region: 1-561 (186 amino acids)
Biological process (GO): protein folding in endoplasmic reticulum
Cellular component (GO): EMC complex
Source: RefSeq, a predicted model, not a curated record